Messenger RNA from Aureobasidium subglaciale EXF-2481, 1197 nucleotides. Its product is annotated as glycosyltransferase family 15 protein. Gene Ontology annotation, biological process: cell wall mannoprotein biosynthetic process; protein N-linked glycosylation. The record is from RefSeq and is a predicted model, not a curated record. Lineage: Eukaryota; Fungi; Ascomycota; Dothideomycetes; Dothideales; Saccotheciaceae. Bases 1 to 1197 code for a protein of 398 amino acids. The transcript has 2 exons. Gene Ontology annotation, cellular component: Golgi apparatus; membrane. Gene Ontology annotation, molecular function: alpha-1,2-mannosyltransferase activity.
AUGAGAAUACCGUCAUGUGCGAUCAACGGUGCCUUCAAGAGAUACGCGCUUGCCAUUGUCCUGGUCUUUGCCCUGGAAAUCUGGUUCCACCUGUCGAGCUCAUCAACACAGCAGCCACUGAUACACAUCAAGGCACCGCAUCCUGGUUGCCAUGCAGUGGAACAGUCUCCGGAUCACGCUCCAGCAAUCGCUCGACAGAACGCUACCAUCCUCAUGCUCGCUCGGAACAGCGACCUGGACGAAACUGUGGAUGCCCUGAAGUCUUUCGAAUCACAGUUCAACCAUCGCUAUAACUAUCCGGUCGUAUUCCUCAAUAACGAACCAUGGACCGACGAGUUCAAGCAAGGAGUAUCAGGCAUCGUCAGUGGUCAAUCCAUCUUCGACACCAUCUCCUCGGACAUGUGGGGCUAUCCAGACCAUGUGGAUCAAGAAGCUGCGCGAGCAAGCAUCAAAGAGCAAGGAUAUAGGGGCAUCAUACACGCGGGACAAGAAAGCUAUCAUCAUAUGUGUCGCUUCUAUUCCAUAAAGUUCUACGACCACCCUGCUAUGCAGCCCUUCAAAUGGUAUUGGCGCAUGGAGCCAGGUAUCUCCUUCGAGUGCCCCAUCAAUUUCGACCCCUUCGAAUACAUGUCGCGCGAGAACAAACGAUACGCAUACGCGAUCGCAUUACAAGAGGUCGGAUCUACAGUCCGCAGUCUUUACAGAGCUGUGAGCGACUACAAGGAUCAGAUGCACAUAAGAGCUUCGAGAUAUUGGGACGCCUUGAUAGAUCCGUCUUGGGCCCCAUUCCCAAUUCGGUGGCUGUUGCGUCUUGCGCCGUACCGGGAUAUUCACGGCGAUGAGUGGAAUCUCUGCCACUUCUGGAACAACUUCGAGCUCGCGGACUUGGACUUCCUCCGCAGUGAUGAGCACAGACAUAUGAUGGAACAUCUCGACAAACUCGGAGGCUUCUACUCCGAGCGCUGGGGUGACGCUUCAGUGCGUUCAUUUGCUGCCACUUUGCUAUUGAAACCAGAAGAGAUACAUUACUUUGGCGAUGAUAUCUGCUACUGCCAUGGCGACUUCUGCUCGCCGGGUAUCAACUUGCUCACAGCAGACCAGGCAUGCCCAGUCGCAGAGCCUGUACAAGAAAAAGACAAGAAAGGCAAGUUCAAUGAGAUGUGCCAUGCGAGGUUUAGGAAAGCACACGUGCUAUGA